CAUGCCGUCGUGAUCGUAAGAGAAUCCGAUGUUACCAUGUGAAGGAUGAAGGAUUAAUGAUCACUCGUCAAGAAGUAGAAAGAAAUGCACGUUAGUGCUUUUAAUAGUGUCACAUUUUCGACAUCGGCUGAUCAUCGUACAGAAAGAAAUCAUAGAAAUUUUCAAAGCAUGGAGAUGCAACAGAACGGACCAAAUUCAUCGCCCCCUAUUUUCUCAAAUCCCACUGUUAUCACCGCACAACCGCAAGGAGAUGUUCAACAGCCAAGAAGACCAAUUCCUGUCAGCACUUUGGACUGGGUAUCAACCACGCGAUCGCAAUUGAAUGCCCUCUCAGGAAGCCACUUCUUGGGCAACGUGGAACAAUUAGAAAUACAUCAGAUCGUCGAUUUGAGUACAUUACUCGGUAGAUCAGAAAAAGGACUCCAAUACCGAGUUAAAGUACCAAAGGCCGAAACGCUAUUCUUAGCGAUGGAAGCGAGAUCUGAAAAUCGAACAAAUGGAUUGAGUUGGUCAAAAUGGAUUCGUAGAGACUGUACGUUCAACAUUUUAGAUCAAUGCGGCGAAGUAGCGUUCGUUAUGAGAAUAAAUUCACAGUGGACUUACACUUUAAACAAAUUAUACAAAAUCACAGUCGGAAGCUCGAACCUGAUCGGAACAGUGGAAGAAAAUUUCAGUAUAUUAGGUCCAAGUUUCACGGUUUACGAUUCGAUGCGAAAACAACUUUGCAACAUUUACGGUCCAAACGUUUGCGGCUGCUGCAUGUACAAAGAAGCACAAUUCCAAGUAAUUGCUAUUGACGGUACUCAUCAAAUUGCAUCCUUGAUGCAUCAAUGGGAUAACACUCUUCACGAUUAUACUUUAUUAAUCACAUUUCCCGCUGACAUAGAUAUCAAACUAAAAAGCUUACUUCUAGCCGCAGCAUUUUUAAUGGCAAGUAUUCAAAUUCAUUUAUUCCGCCAUUUAUUUCAAACACUUGUUUUUCUUACCACACGUUUCAAGGAAGAAUGUAAAAGUUUCACGAAAAAACUGAUGUAUGCAUGUUUUAUCAAACUUUAUGUCUACGUUACCGACUGUAUAUUCUAAGCAAGACAUAUAGUUGUAUAACAGAUUUUAAUCAAUCACAUUUCAAUGAUGUAACUAUCUAAUAAGUACAAUCUACUCAUUAUUCGUUUUGAAAAUAACGUGUAAAUAUUGUAUUAUUCAAGUUUUUAUGUCGUGAAUGUUAU
Osmia lignaria (orchard mason bee) is the source of this 1226-nucleotide messenger RNA. Its product is annotated as phospholipid scramblase family member 5. Gene Ontology annotation, biological process: plasma membrane phospholipid scrambling. The record is from RefSeq and is a predicted model, not a curated record. Gene Ontology annotation, cellular component: plasma membrane. NCBI's taxonomy places the organism in Eukaryota, Metazoa, Arthropoda, Insecta, Hymenoptera, Megachilidae. Gene Ontology annotation, molecular function: phospholipid scramblase activity.